UUUUGUUGGGACCUGGGAGAGAAAAUCAUCCCGCAGAGGUAACAGACUGGGAAGAAAAGAAGAAAGAGAAACAAGAUACAAACCAUGGAAAUGUGCGAGGUUGUUGUUUAGUCGUCUACGAUGCAAGAGGACGUCCUUUCACUGUGAAUUCACCCGAGGAGGUUUCUGUGUGGUACUGUAACCUUCCCUCUCCCCCAUCAUGCUGAGUUUCCUGCGCAGGACGCUGGGGCGACGCUCCAUCCGGAAACAUGCAGAGAAAACUCGAUUACGGGAGGCCCAGCGCGCCACGACACACAUCCCUGCUGCAGGGGAUGCAAAGUCUAUCAUCACCUGCCGUGUAUCCUUACUGGACGGGACAGAUGUCAGCGUUGACCUGCCGAAAAAAGCCAAAGGUGAGGAGCUGUUUGACCAGAUCAUGUACCAUCUGGACAUUGUAGAGAAAGACUACUUCGGGCUGCGCUUCAUGGACUCGGCACAAGUGCCGCACUGGCUCGAUGUUACUAAAAGUAUCAAAAAGCAAGUGAAAAUCGGCCCACCAUACUGCCUUCACAUGAGAGUCAAGUUUUACUCCUCAGAACCGAACAAUCUGCACGAGGAGCUUACCAGAUACCUAUUUGUGUUACAGUUAAAGCAAGAUAUCCUCAGUGGCAAGCUAGAAUGUCCAUUUGAGACAGCGGUGGAGUUGGCUGCCUUCUCGCUACAGGCUGAGCUCGGUGAUUGUGACCCAUUAGAACAUAAUCUGGACCUGGUGUCAGAAUUUCGAUUUGUCCCCAACCAGACAGAGGACGUUGAGCUAGCAAUAUACAACGCAUGGAAGGAGUGCAGAGGUCAGAUGCCAGCACAAGCGGAAAUAAACUACCUGAAUAAAGCCAAGUGGCUAGAAAUGUACGGGGUGGACAUGCAUAUGGUGAAGGCACGAGAUGGUAACGAGUACAGUCUGGGUUUGACACCUACUGGAGUUCUGGUGUUUGAGGGAGAAACUAAGAUAGGGCUCUUCUUCUGGCCCAAGAUCACUCGUCUGGAUUUCAAGAAGAGUAAACUGACGCUUGUGGUAGUGGAGGAUGAUGACCAGGGCAAAGAACAGGAGCACACCUUUGUGUUUAGGAUGGACCACCCCAAGGCCUGUAAGCACCUCUGGAAGUGUGCUGUGGAGCACCAUGCUUUCUUUAGGCUGAGAGGACCCGUACAUAAGAACUCUGCACGCUCUGGAUUCAUACGCAUGGGAUCACGCUUCAGAUACAGUGGAAAGACAGAGUAUCAGACAACCAAGGCCAACAAAGCAAGAAGGUCAGCGUCGUUUGAGAGGAGGCCCAGUCGACGUUACUCUAGAAGAACCAUGCAGAACAGAGGACCAUUCCAUCCCCAGGAGUUUCUUUCCUCAGGCAACGGAGUCAGCAAAGGUAACAAGUCUUCUCCCAGUAGAGGUGCCUGGUCAGGUGUGCCUGUGGUCAGCCCGGUAGCUGCUUCUGCCUGUGCACCGAUGGAAAUCGAGGCUCUACCCAGGAGUCCUGGAGGAGAAAAAAGGAGUUUGCCCAUGGCUGCAGACCUGAUGGAGACAUGCAUUGACGAUGUCCUCAGGGCUCCUGUUGGUCCCUCAGCUGCGGACGAGGCUGGACCAAGCAAUGCCUUUGCCGCCCCCAGCGUCUCCGGGGAGGAUCAUCUCGGCCUCACUGAAGCAGCAGCUCGUCUGAAGCAGCUGGAGUUGGAGAGCAGUCCGCUGCUUGGUACUCCGAAAAAUAACAUCAAUGUUAAUAUGGCCAUGAAUAAUCAGGAGGAUGUGGUGAAGCUCACAGAGAAGUGUGGUCUCAGCAGUACAGGAAGCAGUCCAGUUGUCACUCCACUCUGCACCCCAGAGGAUCUGAAGAGUAACAUCCUGAAAGCACAAGUUGAGGCUGCUGCCCUCAAGGGAUCCUUGGAGGAACAUGUCAUCAUUCUUGGAGAUAAAAACUGUAACUUGCAGGAGGCCUCUGCCAGGUUGAAAGUGCGCACCGGGCGAAUGGGUAGUAACUCCUCUCUGUCUGUCAGCAGUCGCCCUGACAUCCAAGACUCCUGGGAUCUGCUCAAGCCAGCCUCACUGGUCUCAUCUACAGGGGCCAGUGCAGAGAGGCUCGCUGAAGAUUUAAACUCCUCUGUUCCCAAGAUGCCCUCUGAGUCUGCCACCGAAAGCAUGGCACCAAAGGUUAUAGCAGAGGAAGUUGACCUGCAAAACACUGUUGCCCCGCUGUCCGACAACCUGAUCGAUUUCACUGAUCCAACCCCUGUGCUACCACCAGUGCAGCAGCCCAAACCUCUCAUCACACCUCGCUGGAUCAUUCCUACAUCUGCUCCUCCUGGCGUCUUUACUAAUGGCCUGCUCGACCUUGAUCCCCCUGCUAAGGUCAACCCUCUUCUCCCUACAGAUGGGGGAGCAGCUCUCACCUCAGUCCUCCCCCAGCUCGCUCACACACGUAACACCAUCUCCACCAGCACUGCGGAUCAGCAACCAACCUCAGAGGAUGGGGCCAAACCCAGAGGUCUCCUGACCACUGAGCUCUGAUGGAGAAAUGAGGAACAUCACAACAUUUGUCUCUGAGACUGUUUCCCAGCUCCCCACUUCUCACCCCAUCACCCAUCCACACACAAGCAAGCUGGGCCAGAUGUGCUGAACGCUGAGGGCUGAGAGGAAACCAGGGAAGAGGCAGCUUACAAACACACUUGUACCCAUUCUCACAGAUUGCACACACUCAACUCACUACAUAAGAAGUUAAUAGGAAUUUUUUGACAGUUUUUCAUGAUAACGUGACACAAAGCCUAAUUUUUCAACAAAUAUUUAGUUCAAGUAUUAACAUCUUAAGAACACUUGUGAAUCUCCUGUCUGAAUUUACUGUCAGUGACCUGCCAUUUGCUCAAUCCAUCCAGUCAACAAACAGAGGUCAAGCUGGGGCUAACUCAAAAAAAAUCUUAUGACACUGCAAGGUACGUUGCAUGAAGGCAUCCACCACUGGUGUAAAGGGUAGGUUGUCUCUUUUAGCGCUGCUUUCCUCCACCUUUUUCUGGCUCAUGCUGUUUAAUCACUGGUUCUUUACACCACUGGAUUCUGUUACUCUGAGCUUUCCUGCACACUCACAGAUGACACAGCACAUAGGGGUGCUGACGUACACUGGAUGACAGACUGAAAAGAAAGACAGACUGACUGAAAAUGCUGAUUCUUAGAGAUAAACACGCAUGGACUCUUAACACGCUGAAACACAUGAAUAUGAUACUGUCUUCUUCACUACCUGUGAAACUCUUCUGUCGGCAGCCACUGGAUAUGAAAAACUUCACUGGAUUAUCUUUGAGACACUGGACCUUGAAAGAUUUCUUUGCAAAGGAUGACAAUAGAGAUGAUCUUUUUUUUCAGCUGAUGUUUUUAUCAUCCUCCUACUUUUUUCUCUUUUUGAUGUUUUAAUUUGCCCAUCGCAGCAUUCUUGAAUUCAUAUGUUUUGGUACCAGCAUCAUAAGGGACUGAACAUCACUAAUGAAAGUUUGCACCCUCUGUGUUCUGCUCUUCCUCCAUUUAUGUUCUUUUCAUGGCUUUGAGUCAAAGGUGACAACGUAAUGACAUGAGGUUUAAACAAUUUAAGAUGAGAUCCUAAACUUUGUUUUCACUUGAAACCACUGCUUCCACCUGUGGCAAUUUUUCAUUCAUAUUUAUUUUAACCUCUAAAUUAGCAAUGUAAAUGUGACAAGUGAAAGCAAGAGGCACCUCAGUUGCUAUAGAAAAGUUAACUGUGAUCUCUGUUUUUUUUAUACCUAACUGGAUAUCUGAGUUCAUUUUGGACAGUUGUAGACAUGCUGUAGUUACUACCCUGCCUUAUAGAAAUGAAUGUACUCAAAUAGUCUCAUCUGAGAAUGCUGGAGACACCACAGUAUGAAAAGUUUAACAUUUUCUGAAAAUCUCAAUUGCUGAAGUUUGGAACAGGAGAAAAACUUGUAAAAUAUCUUAAAGGGACAGUUCCCCUCCAUAUCAAAAAUCCAUAUUUUUA
Molecule: messenger RNA, 4004 nt
Organism: Plectropomus leopardus (leopard coralgrouper)
Lineage: Eukaryota; Metazoa; Chordata; Actinopteri; Perciformes; Serranidae
Gene: epb41l5
Product: erythrocyte membrane protein band 4.1 like 5
Biological process (GO): actomyosin structure organization
Cellular component (GO): cytoskeleton
Molecular function (GO): cytoskeletal protein binding
Source: RefSeq, a predicted model, not a curated record